Molecule: messenger RNA, 7287 nt
Organism: Scleropages formosus (Asian bonytongue)
Lineage: Eukaryota; Metazoa; Chordata; Actinopteri; Osteoglossiformes; Osteoglossidae
Product: contactin-associated protein-like 5
Exons: 24
Coding region: 87-4103 (1338 amino acids)
Source: RefSeq, a predicted model, not a curated record
AAGGCUCUGUGGAGGGGAGUCUCCACUAUAUCGUCGCUGCUGCGCGCGCGCCAGAGCGCGGACUCCUCUGGAACUAACGCCUUUGGAUGCGGCGGCGUCUGGACGUAUUUGCGCACAGAGUUGGGAUACAAGGCGGUGUGGAUAGCGGAGGGAACAUGGAAGGGCCCAGCCCGUGUGGGUCGUGUGCCCUUAGUCUCACGCUGCUCGGUGCCAUCAGUGUGUUCAGUGUGCUCGGUGUGUUCAGCUCCGCGCUGGCGGCCACUAACUAUAAUUGUGAGAGCCCGUUGGCGUCCACGCUGCCUGCGACAUCCUUUGAGAGCUCCUCACAGUCGUCCGACAGCCACUCCCCACGUUUUGCCAGGCUUAACAGAAGAGACGGCGGGGGAGGGUGGGCCCCCCGGUGGUCGGACAGGAGUCGGUGGCUGCAGGUGGACCUACGGGACAGAGUGGAGGUGACAGGAAUCGCCACGCAGGGGCGCUAUGGCAGCUCCGACUGGGUGACAAGCUACAUGCUGCUGUUCAGCGACAUGGGCCAGGCAUGGAAGCAGUACAGGCAGGACGAUGGAGUUGGGACAUUUCCAGGGAAUGCAAACGCAGAUGGUGUCGUCCUCCACAAACUUCUUCAUUCCAUCAGAACUCGUUUCCUCCGCUUCGUCCCCUUGGACUGGAACCCCAGUGGCUGGGUGGGGCUAAGGGUGGAGGUAUAUGGAUGCUCCUACAAGUCAGAUGUGGCAGAUUUUGAUGGCAGAAGCUCUCUACUCUACCGAUUCAAUCAGAAGUCCAUGAGCACAGUGAAGGACGUGAUCUCACUCAAGUUCAAGAGCCAGCAGGGCGAAGGAGUCCUGGUGCACGGGGAGGGUCAGAGAGGGGACUACAUCACAUUGGAGCUGCACCGGGGUCGGCUGGCCCUACACCUCAAUCUGGAUGAUGCGAAACUUCACCCCAGCAGUGGUCACAUGCCAGUCACCCUGGGUAGCCUUUUGGAUGACCAGCACUGGCAUUCGGUACUCAUUGAACGCUUCAAUAAGCACGUCAACUUCACAGUAGACAGGCACACACAGCACUUUCGCACCCGGGGUGACGGAGACUCUCUGGAGGUGGACUAUGAGCUUAGCUUCGGAGGAAUUCCACUCCCAGGCAAACCAGGCACUUUCCUCAGGAAGAACUUUCAUGGCUGCAUGGAGAACCUGUACUACAAUGGGGUGAACAUCAUCGACCUAGCCAAGCGGCGCAAGCCCCAGAUCUACAGCGUGGGAAAUGUGACCUUCUCCUGUUCAGAGCCCCGGCUGAUGGUCACCACCUUUCUGAACUCUGGUAGCAGCUUUCUACAGCUUCCGACUCAGGCCUCCUUAGAGGGCCUGUCUAUCCGCUUCCAGUUUCGCACCUGGAACCAGGAUGGGCUGCUGAUGUCCUUCCAGCUGAAUCGGAACCCUGAGCGCCUGAUCCUGCAGCUGGGCAGUGGCCAGCUCCGCGUCUCGUACUGCCAUUCAGCCCUGCAGAAAUCAGAGAUCACCAUUGGAGACCAGCUCAAUGACGGCCUGUGGCACUCUCUCAGUCUUGAGACCAGGGGUCUGAAGCUCCAGCUGACCCUGGACAGCGAGCCCACCUCAACCAUGGAGCUCAGGGAACGAGGCCAAACAGUCAGUGACUUCUUCUUUGGAGGUUGUCCUGGGACCUCAGAAGACCUUGGCUGCAGGAACCCCACUUUGGGUUUUCAGGGGUGCCUGCGACUCAUGAUCAUUAACAACCACAUUGUAGAUCUGUUUCAAGUGCAGCAAGGUCUUCUGGGUAACUACAGUGAACUGCAGUUUGACACCUGUGGCAUCCAGGAUAGAUGCCUGCCAAACAUGUGUGAACAUGGAGGUCGAUGCUUCCAGUCCUGGACAAACUUCUAUUGUGAUUGUUCUGGUACUGGAUACAUGGGGGCAACCUGCCACAACUCAAUCUAUGAACCAUCCUGUGAAGCAUACAGGCAAGCAGGAAGUGCUUCAGGCUACUUCACCAUUGAUCCAGAUGGAAGUGGUCCACUGGGUUCAGCCCUGGUCUACUGCAACAUGACAGAGGAUAAAGUAUGGACCGUAGUCACUCACAACAACACAGAGCUCAUGAAAGUAAAAGGGUCCACCCUACAGCGACCCUACACAAUGCGAUUCAACUACAGUGCCUCAACUGAACAACUGAGCACCCUGGUCACCAAAUCUGAGCACUGUCAGCAGGAAGUGGUCUACCGCUGCAGGAAAUCCCGCCUCUUUAAUACUUGGGAUGGUACACCCCUGUCCUGGUGGGUGGAUCGGAGUGGGGAGAGGCGCACAUACUGGGGGGGCUUUCUUCCAGGGGUUCAGCAGUGCUCUUGCAGCCUGGAUGAGAACUGCAUCGACAUGAACUACUUCUGCAACUGUGAUGCCGACAGGGAGUCAUGGGCAAAUGAUACGGGGAUCCUGUCCUACAAAGACCACUUGCCAGUGAGUGAAAUCACAAUCGGAGACACUAACCGGACAGGAUCAGAGGCUGCCUACAGAAUUGGACCUUUGCAUUGCUAUGGAGAUAGGUUUUUUUGGAAUGCUGCAUCUUUUUACCAGGAAUCUUCAUACCUUCACUUCCCAACUCUUCAGGCAGAACUGAGCACUGACAUCUCCUUCUACUUCAAGACCACUGCACCUACAGGCAUUUUUUUGGAGAACCUGGGUAUCAGGGACUUCAUCCGGGUGGAGCUCAGUUCUCCAUCCACUGUGACCUUCUCCUUUGACGUGGGCAACGGGCCGGUGGUCCUGGCAGCUAAAUCCCAUGUGCCCCUGAAUGACAAGCAGUGGCACUACGUGCGAGCAGAGCGCAACGUAAAAGAGGCGUCGCUGCAGGUGGACCAGCUGCCAUUGCGCUAUGCUGAAGCCCCCGCAGACGGCCACCGCCGCCUGCAGCUCAACAGCCAGCUGUUCGUAGGCGGAACAGCAUCACGGCAGCAUGGCUUUCUGGGCUGCAUCCGUGCACUGUCCACCAACGGGUUGACCCUAGACCUGGAGGAGCGUGCUAAGAUGACACCUGGGGUGAGCGCUGGCUGCCCAGGCCACUGCAGUGGACACAGCAGCCUGUGCUCCAACCGUGGACGCUGUAUUGAGAGGAACAGCGGCUAUGCCUGUGACUGCACACACUCUGCCUAUGGAGGGCCACACUGCAAGAAGGAAGUGUCUAUGUCAUUUGAAACUGGGUCAUCGGUGGUAUACACCUUCCAGGAGCCUUUCUCAGUCAUGCGCAACGGCAGUGCCCAGUCAUCGCCCACUUCACAUGCCCAGAGCAGCAGGUUCCGGGAGAAUGUCGCCCUGAGUUUCCGUACCACACAGAUUCCUGCCAUGCUGCUGGCUGUCACCACCUUCUACCAGGAGUACAUGGCUAUCAUCUUAGCUCACAAUGGGAGUUUGCAGAUCUGGUACCGGCUCAACAGGGAGUGGAGGCCAGAUGUGUUCAUUCCAACUCCUGAGAACUUGGCCGAUGGUCAGCUCCACUGGGUCCGAGUGCACCGAGAAGGGAGGGAUGUGUACGCCCAGAUUGAUAAGGACAUAAACCAAAAAUACAGCCUGUCAUCCGAGGUAGAGCUGAACACAAUUAGAUCCCUGACUUUGGGCAAAGUCACAGGAAAUUUUGGAAUGGAGGAGGAGGUGAUGCAGGCUGGAUCCAAGGGUUUUGUUGGAUGCCUGUCUUCGGUCCAGUUCAAUAAUGUGGUUCCGCUGAAAGCAGCUCUGUUGAAUCGAGGAAGCUCACUGGUCAGCAUACGAGGACGCAUGUUUGAGUCCAACUGUGGAGCAUCAGCUGAUGUGACCACCUCUCACUCCCUUUCUGAUCACUUAGAGAAAGUCGACAGAGGCAAGGAGCCACUGAAGAACGCCACGCAAAGCGAUCCUGCUGUAAUUGGAGGUGUGAUUGCUGCCGUGGUCUUUAUCUCCCUCUGUGUGGGAGCAGUUGUGACCCGUAUCCUGUUCCAGAACCGGCAGGCGGAGCAGUUAGCUGCAGUCAAGGAGAAGGAACACCGGCGUGGCCUUGAACAAGCCUACCGCACAGAAUUGGACCUUCAGAACUCUAUCCGAGGAAGCAGAAAGGAAUACUUCAUAUGAGGCCUGGCUGAAAGGUGCUGCCCCAAGUCUUUCCCAACCUCACCUGCCCGUCUCCCAUUAUCCACCUGGGAUAAGGCGCAUGUCCCCCCACAGGAGGAGUGACUGUGGCUUUUCGUACAUUUCCUGGCUUCUCGGUGUAAAACCCUCUUCCUGGCAUUCUGGGAACUCUGAGACCCCCUCUGACUGUUUUAAACCUAUAGGUAGCUGGUAGGACAAGAGGAGUAGCUGCUUCUUUGUGUAGGUUGUUGAUCCAGAACAAAAGGGGUACACUUACGUAUGCACUGUGGUUCUACUGUGUUGUAAGAGAAUGAUUAAUGGGAGUAUGGGCCAGGGUUAAUACAUACUUCUGUAACUAUCCGGUGUGUGUUUAAAAAAUAUAUCUUCUGUCAAAAAGUUAAAAAGCCAAGGGAAAUGUGCAAGUCAGCCUUUGUACCCCCAUCCUGUCCUCAUGGAAGGAGAUGAUGGAAGGGAGGAACUCUUAACAAGAGGCAGCAGGAUGGAGGACCUUUGUGCUCCACAAACUCCUCAGAACUUUGGAUGGGAGCAUCAUCUCCUGUGGAACCAUCACCAUGUCAGGGUCCUGUGCUGCUUGUGUGCACUUGAAAUGAGUGCUAUAUACAGUCUGCAGAUGGAUGACAACUCAACUUGUGCCCUGAUAGGGAAAAUAACAAGAACAGCCAAGGUGUAUGAGAUAGCUGGUGUUGAAUCCUAGAAAAAAAAGCUUGAGAUUUGUAUUUUUUAGCGGUGUGUGUCGCUGCCUUAUGGGUCAUCCCAUUGAUAUGGUCCAUGCUGUUUCCUGCAACAGCAUAUAGCCUCUCAUUCUGGUGUUAAAAGGCUCAUCUCUCACAUAUUUUGAACUAAGAAUAUGGUAUCCAGGGUCUCUUUAUAACAAACAUGCUCCUAAGGCAGGUGGGCACCACAAUUCCUCAUGUAGGCCUGCCUUUGUUCUGCAUGAAACACUGACCACUAAGCUCUAUGACUUCAAUCCAGAGGGAAAUGUAGCACACGUCUGUGUUCUUAUCAUGAUACAGCCAGAGAUCACAGGUGACCUGUUCUAGGGCAAGGAAACCCAUUUUGUGAGCCCUCAGUGGUGCCGCUUUAGGGGAAAACUUUAAUCCAUCUUGGUUCGCAGUACUCGCCCGUGGGUUGCGGAUGCGAUAGCCCCAGCUCCACCAGACUGGAAUCUGCCACCGCAUCUUUCCUCCCCUGACAGUGCCAAACCAUCCACAGCACAUCUGCUCCCAAUCUCUGACAGCACCACCCUUCAAAUCCCACUGGAAGCUGCUGUCUGCCAAAGGCUUUACUGAGCCUUCAAACAGGGCUUCUCACAGUUGCUUUGCUUUCAUUUCUCCUCUACUUUGACAGUUGGUACUGUACGGCUUCCACAGACUUUAUUUGCAUCAGUUGUCCUAAUGGAUUUAAUUUACACUCAAAAUCCAUUUUUAAUUUUUGUCUUCUUAAAUAUUUACUGAAAAUAUCUAUGUGCUGCAUAUUUGCAUCUUGCUCAUGCAUGUAUGAACUAAACAAUGCCAAACUGUAUGAGAUGCAACCCUUAAACUAAGAGUGAGAAAGUGAAAUACUGUGGAAGGAAUACUGUGUUUAACAUGACAAGUGGGCUGAAUCAAAUAAUAAACUUGCUGUUCCAAAGCAUGCAGUUUAACCUCUACACCGUUCUAAUUAAAGCACACUGAUCCAGAACAUUCCCUCAGAUGUUCCCAACGCGGACACUGUCCUAGCACACACGCUCUGCGUCAGAAAUCCUUCAUUUGAACUAAAACAGAAAGGCAACGUUCUGUCACCAGGGAGAUGUGUGCAUGAUCUUGCACUGGAACAUAGAAAUGUGUUCUUGAAAUCCUGUUUUUUGAUGCAGUUUCAUUCCUUGUCGGGCACACUGGGUGUGCCAUAGGGCUGCAGGGGUUAACACUUUUGGGUAAAAACUUUGGAAUGAGUAGUGCUACAUAUUUUGUAAAACAGCAGAAUACUCAUCAUACCCUGUAUAUUUCUUCACCAAGACCAAAUCCUACAGGUACUAUAUUAAUAUAAUUUUAUUGUUGCGCCUUUAGUUGUGCGGUCAAUAUUAAUUAAUACACUCUCAAAAAUGGCUUUUAGGUUCACAGAUCCUCUCAAAAAAAGAAAGAUAUAAUGGAUGAAAAGAUACAAUGUAGUAAUUUUGAUGUAUCUUGUAAAUGAUGCAUAACCGUACUAGAAGUUACAUCAUUUGAGGUCCUAUAACUCCACUGUGCUAUAUAUUACAAAAAUCUAAAUGGUGUGAUAUUACAUAUACCAUCUGUAUGUUGUUUCAUUGUUUGUUUAUUUAUUUAUUAUUUAAAUUUCAGUAGGAGUCUGUGUAAAGAACUGUGCAGAAUCUGGCGCUAUCCUGUUGAACAUUUUAAAAAUUAACUCGGACAGGUCCAUGGAGAGCUUACUAAAAUACUGCUUGUUAUUUCCUUAGAAAAAAAAUCUCCUUCUCUGGAGACAAACCAACCGUUUGUAAAAAAUCGAUUUGAUAAUGAUGCAGUGCAGCGAUGAUCUGGGCAGAGUUUGUGCGAUACGUUUGAUUUUACUGUAAUUCAUAUCCCUACCAUUGUAAAAAUCAUAUCCUGACAUUUCUUUCCUCACCACACUGGUGAAGCACUCUAAACAGCCCAGUUAUUCCAAUGUUCAGCAUCUGCCAUCACAAUAAAAAUGGACUGUGGCAGCAUGUCAACGAAAGCUGUAAACAAACAGCACAACAUUGUCGGCAGUGGGUUUCGGUUUUGCCCAUCAAGUCCCACUUUUGGUUGAGUUAAACUCCCUGGCUCUUUCUCUCACAACACAGUGGCCUCUGCCUGGGCCAGGCCACGACCCAACACCCAACCCAGCACAGCCCGUAGAACUGCCGCGCUGUAUUACCACCAGUGCCAGGUCUCGAAUGGAGCUAUAUCACUGGUUUCCCAAGGCAGCUCUGAUCAUUACUUUAAAACCCAUUAAGGCCUCAGACGGAAAGAUUUACAGUAGCGACCCGUUGCCUGAAUGCGUUCUUUUGAAGUGCAUUAUGUCCUUUAAAAAAGAAGUUUGUCUGACCUCUGAUACUUUGCUGUUUGUUUAUUUGUAUAAUUCAUUUAUAUUGAUAUUAAAACUUUUUGGGUUUGUUUUAUAAGGCUAUAAUUGUACAGUUGUAUUGUAAAUUAAUGUAUAUUUAAUA